This is a messenger RNA of Ruditapes philippinarum (Manila clam), 2019 nucleotides long. RefSeq lists its product as uncharacterized. Bases 1125 to 2003 code for a protein of 292 amino acids. The transcript is spliced from 12 exons. The record is from RefSeq and is a predicted model, not a curated record. NCBI's taxonomy places the organism in Eukaryota, Metazoa, Mollusca, Bivalvia, Venerida, Veneridae.
UUUACGCAAAAUUGUCUUAGUUUUAGAUGUCAAAGAAGUGCCGUGUAUUCAUUGUUAACUUGGAUUUAGUGUCAAUAUGAUAUCGUGAUAUAUUUAUAGAUAAAACGCAUUACAUGAAUGACCUACGUGUAGGAAAUCGUGACAAGAAACAAUGAUUUGAUCUGCAACAUUGUUCUGAAACUAACCGAAGUCUUAAGAUUUUGUGUAAAAAGAAAACGACUAUUCUAUUAAUUUGUGAAAAUCUAAAACAGUAGUUAUACGAACGAAAGAACUGGCAUAAUGCAUGGCAACUUAUCAAACCGAAUGGAAUAAUAUGACAUUAAGAUAUUUUUAUGUGUGAUGUAUACCGAAAAUUGGACUUUACAAGCACAGGUACUGGGUUCAUGUGCUGUGAAAGUAAACAUACUUGGUAAAGAAACAAAAAUACUCUGCAGGUGGACUUCAACAUGAAACUGAAAUAUUUUUAGAAAAAAAUACUUCAGCAUGGUACAAUGAAACUACAUCUUAAAUGAAUGUAAAGAUAUUAUUUGAUUAUGAUCUAGGAAAUCAGUCUUGUUAGACGCACAAUAUGGUUAUACCCAGUUUCUACCGAAAUUACUGACAUUUAAUUAGCAGUGCGUUUAAGAUUGCGUGAUUUGCAUAUCAAGAUAUGCAAUGAUAACAUAGAAGAAUGGACAGCUGCAUUAGGAAACAUAAUUUACUUAAUUGCAAUAUUGCAAUAAAUAAUAGAAAAUAUUGAUAUUCUUUAUAUUGUCAGACGGAUUACGAGAUUGUUUUCCUGCAGGAUCAGUGCAGCAAAUAAUGCUCGUUUCAAAGUGGCAUUGCGUUGUAAAUUAUUUAUUACGUGCCGAGUUGUUAUUUUGCCUGAUGCGGGGAAUUAUGCCUGCGUCGCCGGAAGUAGGUCUUCAACCACAUUGUAUACAAAUGUCUAGAGACAAAGAAGGGAAAACUUUUCAUGAAUUUCAUCCAAUACAAAUGAAUGGUAAAUAAACUUUGUGGACGACUGGUCAUGGGAAAUUAACAUUUUUUGUUAGCAAACAUAAUCAUAUACAGAAUUUCCGGAACCACAUUUUGAGGCUGAUGAUAUUCUAGUAGAAAUAUGUCCGAACAAAACAACGCUGAAGAUGAGCUGGAAAAUGAAGCGGAACACAGGUGGCGACAUGCAGUUGUACUACCGGUUGAAGGGAAUAUUUAGUGGACAACUUCUGCUCUAUAGAUGUGUUAAACUUCCCUUGCAAUACUCAAACCAGCGUAGUCAUAUUAUGUGCUGGUUCCCCAUGCGUUAUUUAUCAUAUCGACCAAUAAUUAGUGCUUACGCGUCAUCAUUGACAGAUGGGCAACCGCAGCAGUCCUACUUUGGUGAACUAAAUACCAAUAUGUUAGCUGAUGGUGACAGUUGUAAACAUGUUUGUGAUAUGACAAAUAUUCAAAUAAAGCCGGUGAUAUUGUGCAGUCAUAAAUCGUAUGUAAAAUUUGAUACAUCAGUUUCUAUGAGGGGGCUGUAUUUAUAUCCAAUCGAUUCAACAAUAUGCAAGAAGACGACGCGAAAACAUAUUUUAAAAAAGAAAUCCAAUAGGCUGGAAUUUUCGCUGAACUGUACUCAUUCUGGUUUAGUCAAUAUAACAGUAUAUUUUAAGACACAUGGUCACUAUUGCAGCAAAUACUACACUGUUAGACUGAUUUGCGAUUCUACUACAACAACUUCUGUAUUUUCUGUGUUUUCUACGGAAGCAAAGAAUAAUUCGGACUCUACUACUAACCUGUAUAUUACAUUAGGAAUCUUCCUGUCUACCCUAGUCAACGCAGUUAUCGUUUAUUUCGUUUGUCAAAGAUCAAGGAAGAUUCCAAGAGUUCGUCAAAACUUGGAUGAUAUAAAUAUUGGUAUAGAUGGUCACGUUGAUAUCCCACUGAAUGUGUUGAAUAACCAAUCCAACAAUGUGACAGUAGACAACGAGGACUUUAGUUCAACGCCAUGCGUCAUUGAAAUGAUUACUAAAGUAUAACCCACAGUGACAUCUA